GUAGGGAGAGGGGCAGAAUAAAAAAGGUAGCGGCAAAGAGGAUUCACGGCACAAAGGAAGCUGUCACUCAAGGAGCUGCGUUGUUAUCCAUCACUUUUAUUUUUCCUUGAGAAGUACAUGAGCAGUGUGUAGCCUAUAUUUUGACCAAUGAGCAUACUUGGAACAAUUUUUUUUAGACAAGCUGAUUGAUUUAUCUUUUUUGUUGGUGGAUAGUUUGUUCGUCAAAGGUCUGCUGGAAAAACAACAGAAAUAUCCAGAGGGCUUACAAAAUAAGUGUACUAAGUGGCAACGUGGAGACUGCAUUUGCGCAGUUGCCAUGGAAACUGUUUUGCUCUUCCUCUUUUCACUGCUGGCAUAUGUGGCUGCUGCAGCAGACCCCAGUGCAGAGGAUGGCAGGACAAAAGUUGAAAAUCCUUUCAUUUAUGACUAUGAGAGUUUGAGAAUUGGGGGUUUGGCAUUUGCUGUGGUACUGUUUACACUGGGCAUCCUUCUUAUUCUCAGUCGGCGAUGCCGCUGCAGUCUCAAUCAGAAGCCCAGGGCCCCUGGAGAUGAAGAGGCACAAGAGGAGAAUCUGAUUGUCUCCAAGGCUGCAGCAGCUGCCAAAGAGACUCCAGCUGAGAACUGAAACAGCACCAGAAGGACUGUGACCACCUUCUGCAGUGAAGAUCAUUUCAUUUGAUAUUUAGCCACAAUAACAAUAAAGGAACUGAAGAUUACUAUGAAUGGUUAUAUGAUGGGGUGAAGGGGAGGCAAAAAAACAUUUAAGGGUGUGGUAUGUAGAUAGAUCUUGUGCCAGUUGUUCUUUGUUGUAACUGUGCUAGUCCCUCAGUGCUCUUGUCUAUUCAUGUGCCUUUCUGUGACAGUUUCUCAUUCCACUUCCUUUGACUUAAGAUUGUCUUCAACACCCUUGGUACAUUUUUAAUGUGUUGUCUGCUGUUCUUUUUGUACUCCUAUCAAUUGACUUUUGGUAAUAAGAUGUGUCAGUUUGCUGCUUGUUUUGUCUUGGAUAAUGUUGGUCACAUUGGGUUAUUUCAUAUAAGCACAUUUAAAGUACACAAAUACAUAUAUAUUGAUUGUUUCCAUAUAAGAUAUAUAGUUAAAUAUUCUCAGUUUAUGUUUAUGUUUGAAUGGCUGGGUGUGUUUGGAUGCACAUAUAGAUACAGUUGCAUAUGCACAUGCAUAUCUUGUACAUGUAUGAUUGUGUAUCCAUCACAAGUGCAUGUGUAUUUCUACAUGUAGAUGUGAUGAGCCUUAUAUGAGACAAUCUCAACUGCCACAGCUCUCUUGAAUGAGCAUGUGAGUGGUUUGCAGGUAUCUACAUGGGCUCCUCCACCACAGUGUUUUACCAUCUGAAGUGGAGAGAGCUUCUAUAUCAGCUGUCUCACUGCCUUCUUUUCCACAUAUCUACUCCACUGCUGCGUCACUGGCUCCGUCAGGAUUAACUAGUCUCUAGCAGUCUAUGGUUAGCUUGCCUCAUCCACACUCACUAGUGCCACUAAUCUGUAAAGCUGGGACAUUGUUCUUUUCUUUUACUUGUUUGAUUACUAAAUAGCAGUCUUUACUCUGUCAUGAUGUUUAGAAUGACCAAUAUGCUUAGAAAGAGAGGCAAAGUUAGGGUGCUGAGUUCAAAAGGAGUAAAAACCUUAAAUUUAUAUUAUUUAUGUGCCAGACUACAUUAACAGCAGCUAAUGUAAGAAACCAUAGAGUGAGAAAAAGUUUUUCUUGUGAAUCUAUCGUCAGGUCAGACUUUCACCAGGCUUUUUUAAAAGAUGACUGCUGUAUAAGUAAUUGCUAUAUUCAUUCUACGCAUGAGGCCACUUUGUGUAGCAACCUGUUGUGCUUUUGGCAUAAAUAAAGUACAUUAAAACAGUG
Melanotaenia boesemani (Boeseman's rainbowfish) is the source of this 1872-nucleotide messenger RNA. RefSeq names its product FXYD domain containing ion transport regulator 6 (gene fxyd6). Gene Ontology annotation, cellular component: membrane. The coding region runs from base 317 to 625 and encodes 102 amino acids. Lineage: Eukaryota; Metazoa; Chordata; Actinopteri; Atheriniformes; Melanotaeniidae. The record is from RefSeq and is a predicted model, not a curated record. Gene Ontology annotation, biological process: regulation of sodium ion transmembrane transporter activity. Gene Ontology annotation, molecular function: sodium channel regulator activity. The transcript is spliced from 9 exons.